Molecule: messenger RNA, 639 nt
Organism: Liolophura sinensis
Lineage: Eukaryota; Metazoa; Mollusca; Polyplacophora; Chitonida; Chitonidae
Product: homeobox protein engrailed-1-B-like
Exons: 2
Coding region: 1-639 (212 amino acids)
Biological process (GO): multicellular organism development; neuron differentiation; regulation of transcription by RNA polymerase II
Cellular component (GO): nucleus
Molecular function (GO): RNA polymerase II cis-regulatory region sequence-specific DNA binding; DNA-binding transcription factor activity, RNA polymerase II-specific
Source: RefSeq, a predicted model, not a curated record
AUGAAGUUCACUAAUUUCUCCAUCGACGAAAUACUCAAACCUUCAUUUGGCUCAAAGUCUUCUAAUGACAGUAAAACUGCAGGGUGUAGCACUGAUGUUAACCUUAAGCCCAUGUGUCCGCCGUCGCCGAAUGCUGCCGUCACCAUUGUAAAGCUGGAAACUCUAGAGGACCAGCUAGGUGGAAGAUUGUCCUUUUCAGGGAUAAUAGACAGUAAGGGCCCCCAGCUGGGUGGCAGAGGGUCAGAGGGUGUGAACAGGGUGCUCCCGUCCCCUGAGAACCGGGAGCAGCUUUUCCCAGCGUGGAUCUACUGCACGCGUUACUCAGACAGACCCUCCGCAGGUCCAAGAUCACGCCGUCAGCAGAGACGAACGGAGUCAUCCGAGCCGCGUCAUCGUACAUCUUUCAGCAAGGCGCAAAUAGAGAUUCUGACAGAAGCUUUCAAGGUGUGUCCUUACCUCACCGAAGAUAAACGGCGCAGUUUGUCCAGAGAGCUGAAACUUCACGAGUCACAGAUAAAGAUAUGGUUCCAGAACAAGCGAGCCAAGUCGAAAAAAUCAAGUGGUCGAAAAACAAAGUUGGCUAUGAAUCUUUUGGAGCAGGGACUGUACAAUCACGUCACUCGUAAAGAGGAGAGCUAA